AUGGCCCCAUCCAUCUUGGAUCCUGACGAUGCCACGUCAGCUGUACCCGAUACGCUAGACGAUUGGUACGAUGGCGUCACUCCGGCUUCCUCCUUCGGCGAAUUCCGUCGCAGCGCCGCCGUGACCAACGAUUAUGCCGCGCUCCGGCGUCGGUUGACGAUGCGUCAGCAGUCGAUGAUGCGCCAGCAGUCGAUGGGUCAGCCGUCGACGCGUCAGCCGUCGACGCGUCAGCAGUCGACACGUCAGCAGUCGUCGCGUCAACAGCAAUCCUUCACUGGCUCGCGAUCGUUUAUGAAUCACCCUUCCCUAGUAGUAGCCCCCUCGCCGAACAGCCCUACCGCUAGCGACAGGAGUGCUGCGAAUAUUCCAGAAAGGGACUCGUUAGAGAGCAGCGCGAUACCGAGUAGUAGCGCGUCCGGUGGCGCGCCGAUGCUGUACCAAGUCGGGUCGAUCAACGAAGGCGCUGAGCCGGAAGCGGAAAAAACGGAGGAGCAGGAGCCAGUGCGCGGGGAAGCUGACGGACAAGAAGCGCGCAGCGGGGAUGGCCACGGGGAGACCGCGCCCGGGGGAGCCAGAGAAGGGGGGGAUGAAGCGAGCAGCGGGCAGAGAGCCAGGCGGGCGAAACUCGGGCGAGUGAGCUUCGCUGCUGGCACGUGGCAACUCGGCGUUGACGGCGCAAUGGAGGAGGUUCAUAACGAGGACAAAGCGGCAGGCGACACCACAACGAAUGCACAGUUCGGGGAGGGGCAAAGCGGGGCCGGUCUCGGCCCUGACACGUGGCACUCCCCCGCCACUGGCGCAUUCGUUCCUUCCGCUUCCGCCGCUUCCUCCGCGUUCCCCGGCGAUUCCGACGCGGAAGAGCCUAGUACGGGCCUCAGCGGCCCGUCGUCGUCGGCCUUUUACAACGAGCUGUUCGGGAUUGGCGAGGCGCCGUUGAUCAACCUGAUCCGACGGUACCACGACGCGCUCACCGCGCACGGGCUCGCGGACGAGGCGCAGGAGAUCGCCGCGUCCGCCGCCGCGCGCCUCGUGAGCAUCAAGAGCAUGGCCCACGUCUCAGUGACAAAGAAGGUGGUGGUCAUUCCGGAUCAAACCAAAAACUGCUUCAACGCGCCCUAUUUCAAGCUCAAGGCCAUCGCGGGCUUUCAGAGGAAGGAGACCAUUCACGUGCUCGACGACGUCUCGGGGGUGCCUGGGUUCGCAUGUCCUGCGCUGCACACUGUAUCUCACGCCCAUGUGUUGCAUCGCAGGGUGCGUCUCCUGCUCUCUGCUCUUCCUCAUGCCAGGGACCCUCACACUCCUCCUGGGAACCUCAGUCCUCAGGUGGGCCUCAGGUGGGCCUCAAGUGGGCCUCAGUUGGGCCUCAUGUGGGCCUCAGGUGGGCCUCAUGUGGGCCUCAGGUGGGCCUCAUGUGGGCCUCAGGUGGGCCUCAUGUGGGCCUCAGGAGUGGCAAGUCAUGCUGAUCAAGCUGCUUGCCGGCCGUUUGCCAGCCACCACGGGCAACGCCCUCCCCAUCACGCCCUCCCUACACUAAUCAUCCACUCCCCCACUUCUUCCCUCCCCAUGGCCCCACAGGAGUGGCAAGUCAUGCUGAUCAAGCUGCUCGCCGGCCGUUUGCCAGCCACCACGGGCAUCGCCGUCCCCAUCACGCCCUCCGUGCCCUGCUACAUCCACACCUACCCCACUUCUUGCCUCCCCAAUGCCCCACCCACAGGCAGCGCCAAGUCAAUGCUAAUCAAGCUAUUAGCCGGCCGGCUACCAGCCACCACGGGCAUGGUCGUCUUCAACGCGUUGCCCAUCACAUCACGCCGUCCCGCGCGCACCGCCUUGUGGGGGUGGGAUUUAAAGGGGACUGCCACCUGCCCACCCUCUCCGUACACGAGAGCCCACAAGACCCUCACCUUCACCUGUUGUGCUCCAGUCCCUCAACCCCAGCCCUUCUUUCCAUCCUCCUGCCCGUCCUCUCCCCCUUUUCUUCCCUGUACUCCCACAGGCAGCGGCAAGUCAAUGCUGAUCAAGCUGCUAGCCGGCAGACUACCAGCCAAUACCGGCACCGUCUCGUUCAACGCCGUCCCCAUCACGCCGUCGCGCGCGCACCGCCUCGUGGGGGUGGGCUUCGAAGGGGACUGCCACCUGCCCACCCUCUCCGUUCACGAAACCCUCGAAUUCGCGCGCCACUGCUCGUACCCUCUCUCGUCCAAGCAGCUGCUGCAGCACCCCAUGCUGAGCAAGGCACUGCGGGCGAGCAUAGAGAGAGGCGAGGACCCUCUAGUGGCGUCCCGUGAGGCCAUGUUUGGGCUGCGCAGGCACGCGGGAGUUAGGGUGGGGUCGGGAGCAUUGACUCGGGAUGAGGUGCACCGGCUGACUGCUGCUGAGCUGAUGGUUGGGUCAUAUCCGGUGCUGUUGUUUGAUCGCAUCAGUCAGGUGUAUGAUGGGCCCUCAACGCACAAGACGCUCACCAUGCUGCGCACCCACGCCCAGGUGCGGCAGCACGCGGUGCUGUGUUCACUGCAGUCGCCCACACAGGCCGUCUUCUCCCUCUUUGACCGCGUCAUCGUGCUCAACCAGGGCAACAUCGUCUAUCAGGGGCCCUGCCACACCGCUCUCAGGCACUUCCAGCAGCUGGGCUAUCUGAAGCCACUACACAUGUCAGUGCCAGAGUACCUGCAGCAUGUCACCACGGAGGGAGGGGGGGCUCUCAGGUCGGGCAAGAGAAAACUGCUGCUUGAGGGCUUUGUGCGUUCAUACAAGAAGUCCCCUCAUUACAAGAACAUCCUCCGAGUCACAAGCCACUCCACGCCCCUCCUCCUCCUCUGGAUCUCCGGGCCGGCAUGCCACGUCCUUUCCCGCAUCCGCUGCGCCAUCGCUGACGUGGCACCUGAUGCCACAUCAGCAAGCGCCAGCGCUCCAAACGCCGCCACAUCAGCGUCAAACGGCGAGAGAAACAGCAAGCAGCAGCAGCAGGGCGGUGCAGCAGCGACCAGCGGGGCAGCAGAGAGCGCAGCAGGAGGAGAAGCAAAAGGGCCGGGAGUGUCAUCAUCGUACCAAGCAGUAGUGGUGACAGAAUCCCGAGUGGUAUUUGAAGAGGACGGAGGGAACGGCGGAGCGGGGACAGCAGCAGGCGGCGGAAAGCGCGGGAGAGGAAGGAGACGGGCAGAGGGAGGGCUGUUGGAGGACGGGGUGGAGGCAACGGGACCGGUGUGUGUGGGGGAUGUGGUGGUGGCAGUGACGGUGGGCGAUCGGGGUGAGAUGGAGUAUGCCAAGUAUGCGGGCGGGGAUGUACCGGGGGAGGAGAUCAUGGAGAUGCUGGAAGAGGUGAGGGACAGCUCCACGUGGUUGCACCUGGAACUGCAGCGACCGCUCAAUAUAGUCACACAGCAGAACUCCACAGUGACACAAGAAGAACCCGGCCAGGAAGCAGCCACCCAAGGCGGCUGCAGCAGCGGCGACGCCAAGAGGGAGGAAGAAGCGGAGCAGCUGAUAGGCAGCUGCACCGCCCAGGCGCCCACUGACUUGGAGGCACAGGCAGGCUGUGGUGGUGCGAGUGCUGGUGGCGCUGAUGGCAACGAUACCCGUGUUGACAUCCAUGACAGCCAUGCUGGCGCUGAUGACACCCACGCUCUGGUUGCCCACAGUGCCAGGCUCGACAGUGCCGAACCGGGCGCGGCAGGUCCGGGCGACGAGGGAGAGCAUGGAAUAGGAGAAGCAGCAGCAGGGGGCAUGAAGCGGAGCAAGAAGGGGGGCAUUCAUGCCAUCAGUAAAGCCUUCAAGAGCAUCAGCCUGUCUGCACUCAAAGGCCUGCAGGGCAGCAGCAGGAGGAGCGGGGACUUCAUCCAGCUUCCGGGCAAGGGCGCCGCGCAGGCUCUUAAAGCCUUCAACUUGUCGGCUGCUGCCGCGGCGUCGCGGGCGGCGGCGAUGGCGGGGCUGUGGGGCGGGGAGAACAGGGAGUUGCUGCGCAAGGAGUUGAUUCUGGACAUGUGGCCCGAGUUCAAGCUGCUGCUGAGGAGACAGCUUCGGGUGAAUCUGAGAAAUUGGAGCUUCAUUGCUGCCCGCCUUCUGCUGGUCACCCUGCUGGGCCUAUUCGUGGGAUUUGAUUUCUUCCAGCUCCCAGCCGAACCGCCCUCCUUUGCGCACCUGAACCUGCGGAGGGGAGUGAUGCAGAUCUCACUCAUCACCAUGACCGUCAACAACGUCAGCCUGCUGCCGGGCUACAUGCUGGAGCGCCAGGUGUACUUCAAGCACCGCAGCGCCCGCUUCUUCCGCACGCGCUCCUACGCUCUCGCUCAGCUCAUCGCCAGCUUACCGCUCUCCAUUGUCGAGGUGGGUGGGGCUCAUUUUGAGGAGGCUCAGAAUGUGUGGGGUGGGGUGGAUGUUGAGAUGAAGCUCAUCGCCAGCCUGCCACCGUCCAUUGUCGAUGUGGGUGGGUUGGUGGGGCAGAUUGUUGCACAAGACUUGGAUGAAAAGCAGUUCAGCAGCCUCCCUUUCUCCCCCCCCCAACAGGCGACCAUCUGGUCGGUGCUGGUGUAUUUCCUCUCGGGCCUCACGCUCUCCGACUACGGAGCGCACUUCUUCAUCUUCCUCGCAGUCCUCUCCCUCGUCGCCAUCCACGGCGCAGCCAUGAUCCGCUUCAUCGCCUUCACCUCCCGUACCCUCCGCUCCGCGGCCUUCGCCGCCGCCAUCUUCAUGGGUCCCUGCAUGUUCCUCUUCGGCCACAUCCUCGUCGCGAAGGCGCUUAUACCGAACUUCUGGAUCUGGCUAUACUGGAUCAACCCGAUGCAGUGGGCUUCCACAGUCCUCGCGAUCAACGAGCAGAGAAAGUACAUUCCCGUGCAGUUCUGUCCGGCUCCCGCGCUCGUCCCAACCAGCAUGCCAUACUGUGUGGGGAGGGAGCACUGGCCUAUCGGCCGGGCAUACAUGGAAGAAUACAGCUGGAAUUACGAAUGGGGGUAUUUGAUUGCAGGGCCGUUUGUCAUCCUCGCGUGGAUCGCCAUUUGGACCGUGGGCACCUUUCUGAGCAUGCGGCCGCAGCACUACAGCAAAUUCGCUGCGCCUGUCAAGGUGCUGUCUGAGGCCAAGCGCGGGGCGAAGCGGGUUGGUGUAAGGGAGGAGGAGAAGAGGGAGGGGAAUGGGGGAGGAGCAACUGGGGGUGCAGUAUCAAGGGCUCUGGGGGCAGUUACAGCUGCCUUGGGGGGCUCAUGGCAGGGGAAGGGCAGCGGGAAGGAGGCAGCAGCAGCGGGCGGAGGAGAGGGUGGGUCCCAAAAGGAGCGUGCUGCAGGAGCAGAGGAGCAGGGAGGGAUGGGAAGCCAUGCGAGUUACAGAGACGUGGAGUGGGGCCCUGCUCCUGGUUCUGCGGUUUCCAGGGGUGGUUACGGCAGCUCAGCACCAGAAGAAGCAGCAGCGGCAGCGGAUGCAGCGGCGGCGGCGGCGGCAGCAGCGGCGGAGGCAGCGGGGGCAGCAGAGGCAGCGAUCAUGGACUGUAACAUCCCCUUCAACCCCUACAUCAUCACUUUUGAGAACCUCUCCUGCUCCGUGCCGCUGCCUGGCCCGCCUGAUAACGCCUGGGGGAGGUCGUCGGUGGGUGUUAGUGGUGAGGAGAGGAGGAGGAGCGAUGCCAGCCGGAGCCUGGUGCGGGGCGUGACUGGGUGGGUGAAACCGGGGGAGGUGACAGCUGUGUCGGGUGGCAGGGGCACCGGCAAGACCACCCUGCUCAACUGCCUCGCAGGUCGCAAGAUCCCAGGGCAGGUGAAUGGGCGCCUACUAGUCAACGGCAAGCCACGGGACCUCCCCUCAUUCCUGCGCACGACAGCAUACAUUCAAGGCGCUGACCUCUACUACCCUCUGCUCACCCUGCGAGAGAGCCUGCUCUACCGCACCACCCUCACUCUGCCCAACCAAGUACAAGACGAGCAACGCCGCGCAUUUGUCGCGCAGAUUUUGUCUCUUAUGGAGUUCAAGGGCGGCAUGGCGGACAGCCUGGUGCAGGAUAUUCUGGCGGACGGCGUGGGGUCGGCUUAUGUGGAGAAGCGGAUCGUGUUUGCGAUGGAGAUGGCGGGGAACCCGAGUGUUGUGUUCUUUGACAUGCCGUUUCUACGCAUGGACACCACUGAGGUGGCCAAGUUUUCUGGCAUGCUCAAGCACGUGGCGGCGGCAUGGGGGAGGGCGAUGGUGGUGGUGUCGAAUGCGGUUACCGCCUUCCAUCUCAAUGCCUUCCACUCACUGCUCAUGAUGGGCAGCGGGGGCGGCAUGGUCUACUUUGGGCCUGCGGGGAGGAACGGGAAGGCGCUCGUGGAGUACUUCUCGGCCAUCCCAGGCACGCCCCCAGUGCCCCCACACACGAACCCCAUCAUAUUCAUAGAGCACCUUCUAGGAGAUGACUCCAGCACCCAGCAGCGAGCCACAGUGUGCGACUAUGCCGUGGAGUAUCGUGUUUCCGACCUCGCCAUGCUCAACGCCCACCGCCUCUCCGCUCUCAGAAGAGCCUCCGCUGCAGUAGCAGAAGCGAUAGCAUCAAACGCAGCAGAAUCACACGCAGCAGCAGCCGCAGCAGAAUCAGAAUCAGCAGCACCAGCAGCGGCAGCAGCAGCAGCAACAGCAGCAGAAAGCGCGUCGAACGAACAAGCCGCGCCGGGCGAGGCGCUGCUGCUGAUGCUGGCGGCGCCGCCGGUGACGGUGAAGCUGCCGAGCCCGUGGCGCAAGCUGAUGGCGGUGCAGUACAGCAUCCACCUCUUCUACUGGCGCAACACCUCGCACUCCCUCAACCGCAUCGUCCAGUCCUCCAUCCUCGGCCUCCUCAUCGGCUCGCUCUUCUACCACUACCCCGUGCACAACCUGCUGCAGGCCACCACAGCACAGGCCUUCCCCUUCGCAGUGCUGGCGUUCGGCACGACGCUGCAUGGAGGCACGGCGGUGGGGCUGGUGAAUCAGACCAAGAAGGUGUUUGCGCAGGAGCGCAUUUACAACCAGCACUUUGCCUUCCUCUACACGCUCGGCUACACCGUGGUUGAGAUCCCCUACCUGCUGCUCACCUCCCUCGCGCUCGUGUCGGUGGCGGCACCGCUGGCAGGCCUGGCAGUGGGCAGUGCGGGGGCGUUCUUUGCCUUCGCUCUCACUCAGUUCCUUGCUGCCCUCUCCGUCACCUACUUUGGCUUCCUGCUCUCCGUCGUCCUCCCCCAGCCCAAGUACGCAGCAGUGGUGAUCUCGUUCCUCAUCACAGCGUGGGUGGCGACGUGCGGCUUCUUCCUGCCCUACGCCUUCACCAAAAACUUCUUCCUCGCAGUCUACUGGACCAACCCCAUUCAGUACGCUCUCAACGGCCUCACAGCAACAUCAUACUACUGCGACACCUCUGCACCGGAGUGCACCCUUUCGGGCUGCCCCGGCACAGCCUGCACCAGCUGCCCAUGCAAGUGGUACCUCAACCCCAUCAGCGGCCCCGAGUAUCUCUGGAACUUCCUCGUGGCAACCAAGUCAGCGCGCAGCAACGUGCACUGGGACUGGCUCUUUCUCAUCUGCUUCUGCAUCUUCUGCCGCGUCACUGCCUUUGCUGCGCUGCGCUUCCUGCGUCAUAACCACCGCGCAUGA
This is a messenger RNA of Closterium sp. Yama58-4, 7581 nucleotides long. The record is from the annotation of a GenBank genome assembly. Lineage: Eukaryota; Viridiplantae; Streptophyta; Zygnematophyceae; Desmidiales; Closteriaceae.